AUGCAGCCAACCAUCGAUUGGACAUUCCAAGCCAUUCACCCGUCCCCUUCUGUGGACCGCCCUUCUGUGGACCACCCUUCUGUGGACCACCCUUCUGUGGACCACCCUUCUGUGGACCACCCUUCUGUGGACCACCCUUCUGUGGACCACCCUUCUGUGGACCACCCUUCUGUGGACCACCCUUCUGUGGACCGCCCUUCUGCGGACCGCCCUUCUGUGGACCGCCCUUUUGUGGACCGCCCUUCUGUGGACCACCCUUCUGUGGACCACCCUUCUGUGAACCGCCCUUCUGUGGACCGCCCUUCUGUGGACCACCCUUCUGUGGACCACCCCACCACGGACGUCAAAUAG
Molecule: messenger RNA, 351 nt
Organism: Knipowitschia caucasica
Lineage: Eukaryota; Metazoa; Chordata; Actinopteri; Gobiiformes; Gobiidae
Source: the annotation of a GenBank genome assembly